This is a messenger RNA of Paraphaeosphaeria sporulosa, 2391 nucleotides long. RefSeq lists its product as uncharacterized. Gene Ontology annotation, biological process: regulation of transcription by RNA polymerase II. The record is from RefSeq and is a predicted model, not a curated record. NCBI's taxonomy places the organism in Eukaryota, Fungi, Ascomycota, Dothideomycetes, Pleosporales, Didymosphaeriaceae. Bases 189 to 1925 code for a protein of 578 amino acids. The transcript has 4 exons. Gene Ontology annotation, cellular component: nucleus.
UCCUCACUGGCGCAUGCUCUACCGACAUCAGUCUCCAGCCCUAGGCCUACAACCCAUAGCUCAACUCCUACCUCUUUUCAAAAACAGCGUGGGGGCCAUCACUGCUUCCAUCCUUCAAUUCCACCAGUUGCCUGCUUUCUCCUACCGAGGCUACGCUCCACGGUAGUAGCCUCCGCGUCAGGCAACGGAUGUCAGCCAACUACGAUUCCGACGACGCACUCCCCAACUCGCCAGGUCUUGCCCCAUUCCGUCCACGCGUCACGCCCUCCCCCUCACCGCCUCCCAUCGUGUCCUGCUAUCCGACCCACCAGAACGUCAGUCAUUCCUCCUCUAGACGUCGCAAGAAGUCUAAUCGGAGAAAGACCAUACCCAGCCAAGGCGACUCCGUCCUCAUCAGCAUCAUGGAUCCGAACCAGCCUGACAUAGCGAGGCAGGCGGGCGAGCGGGCGCUUAAUUCCGAUUCAGGGUCGGAAAAUGAGGACGAAGAGAUGGAGACCAGGAGUCCGACCGAGGUGGCCAGUGUUGAGCGUGCGAACCAGUCCAAGACAGAUGGCGCAUCUCUAGAUCUUUCUAGGGUCGCGCAGAGAGCCCUUAACGUGGAUUCAGACCACACGUUCGCGAAACCGUAUGCCCCGAUACAUCGAGACUCAGUCGUUGAGCCGGAACAUUACGACCCGCUGCGCAAAACUAGCAUUGCGUCUCAUGCCACGGACACGUCGGGAAAUGGCUCACUGCUGUCAGUAAGCGACGCCUUCGCGAGAACACGGACAUAUAGCGUAGUAUCCGUGAACUCUUCAUCAUCGAGAGGAGACGAGCGCAACGGGUCGAUCGCAAACGGCCGUACAGACAGUGGCUCGUCAGGCAAAACCGCCGACCUCCACGAGCUGGCAAUCCCCUCUCGCAGCGGCUCCCCUAGCCAAAAACUCCCCGCACUCCAAACGCCACAGUCGCCGCCUCAAGAAGGUGUUGCACACUCCCCGAACACCCAAAAACAGUCCCUCCCCGGCUUCCGCCACCUCUCCGACCUCGCCGAGACCGCAAUCCAAGAACAAGAGACCCGAGAUAGAAACAACAGCAUCGCACACAGGCAAUCUAUCUCAUCGACCGGCGCUUCACCUACCUCCGUCGGCCGCCAGCUCUCCAUCACGAGUCUGAGCCCUAAUAGCAAUUACGGCCCUCACAGUGCGACGUCACCCGCUGGCGACCCGCAAUCCCAUUCCCACCCCAGUUUCCAGACGCGCGACCCCUUCCUCCGGUCCGGCCAGCACCUCACGCUCUUCGCUUCGUCCACACGGCGACCAUCCCAGGCGUCUGACAGCGGCCCGUACUCUGCAAGUACGCUACAUUCCGCGACGACGAACGACUCGUACCAGUCGUCCGAGGGCGUGAGUCCAGGUGCCCAGGCGACGCCGAUUGAGAUUCGUGGAGGCAGGAAUCUGAGUAUUGAUGGCGCACUCGCGAAUAGGACGUUGCCACCACCGCCGGGCGUGGGGGCGGGUAUGCCCGGCGGUGGGAUAGGAAUUGCGCAUGCGGGGAGUGUGAAUGGAGGGUUCAAGUGCGAUUAUCCCGGGUGUGCAGCGGCGCCGUUUCAGACGCAAUACCUCUUGAACUCCCACGCAAACGUCCACUCCCAAUCGCGCCCACACUACUGCCCCGUCCCCGGGUGCCCCCGCGCUGAAGGCGGAAAGGGCUUCAAGCGCAAAAACGAAAUGAUACGACACGGCCUCGUGCACGCGAGUCCUGGGUAUGUGUGUCCGUUCUGUCCGGACCGUGAACAUAAGUAUCCCAGGCCGGAUAAUCUGCAGAGGCACGUAAGAGUCCACCACGUCGACAAAGACAAGGACGAUCCGCAGCUGCGGGAGGUACUGGCGCAGAGGCCCGAGGGCGGGAGUAGGGGGAGAAGAAGGAGGGUUAGUGAUGUGUAGAUAUCCUCAUGACGACACGAUACGACACGGCUUGGCUUUGGUAUAUCCUUCUCACGGGGCAGGAGGAAGGCAUUCUCUUGGGAUAGUAUGGUUCGAUUUGAUUGGGUUUGUGUGCUGCGAUUUUGCGAAUGGAAGCGAACCAAACGUAUUAGCGUUCGUAAUGGGCGUUCUGGAGCGUGGGCCUGCGUGCAACAACACGUCUCUGUCCCGAGGUUUCUUCUUAUAAUUGUUCUUCCGACUGCCGUGUCAAUGGAGAUUGAGCUGCGGUACUGGAGUGAGGCUUUCUGUCGUUACUAUAUCCUUUCCACGUGGGCUUCGCCGAGGCGCGCUAGAGGGCUGUGUAAGCUUAACUCUAACUUUAGGGCGAGGGCGAAGGACGAUGAUACCGUCGAAGCUGCCGUUGUUAUCUGCGCUAUGACUUGAAGGAGGCGGCGUGGCGCGUUCCUGGAUAUACCACUUCUUUCCU